Acyrthosiphon pisum (pea aphid) is the source of this 1464-nucleotide messenger RNA. Its product is annotated as testicular haploid expressed gene protein-like. Bases 105 to 1034 code for a protein of 309 amino acids. The transcript has 7 exons. The record is from RefSeq and is a predicted model, not a curated record. Lineage: Eukaryota; Metazoa; Arthropoda; Insecta; Hemiptera; Aphididae.
AACAAUUUUACAAAUAUCAAUAAAAACGAAUGUGAUGUAUUUAACUAAUAAAUACAAUUAAUUAUAUAUUUAAUUCUAUCAUUUAAAUUGUAUGUAAAAGGAAAAUGUCUUACCACUCUGACGAGAAUGAGUUUCUCAGAGCCCUAGGGGUACCUUCGGAUGGCCUGCAAAAAGAAUUUUCAAAUCCAGUCGUAUGUAAAAAAAAGAAGACAACAACGUCAUACGACCGUUACAUGAAAAUGUAUCGAAGGAUUCGCAUAGAAAUGUUGAGUAGACCUAUGUGUCGGAAAUUGCGACCAUGGCCCAAUCCAAAACUCGAGGGGCCUUUUGAGAUUUCUCGUGCAGCUCUUAAAGCUAAACUUACAGAUAGAUUGGAAUAUUUAGCAAUACCAAAACAAGAAAGCGAUAGUUGGAAAAGCUAUUACUUGCCAACUGUGUCACGAGGGAACAAAAUAAAAACAAUUAGUGAUCGAUUAAUCACACUGUCCAAUCCAAAACCGUGCAUUGACGAUAUGGAUGAAAACAUUGUAUCGACACGUUUUAAAAGCAAAAAUGAAUGGCUCGCUUAUAUGAAAAAACUCAAAAUAUUUGGUGCACCCAGACGGACACCGCCAAGCCCCUUGCAGCCAAAAAGAAAGAAAAAACCAUUAGAAACAAUGACACGUCUUGAACCAUUGUCCCAACCCGUCAAUCGUCCCCUGAACAUGAAUGAAAAGACAUAUGAAGAAUUAUACACGAUUAAAAGUGCAGUUUUGAAAUAUAACGCCAGUGAUAGAACUAAAAAUCUGGCUGUUGCUAAGCAAUUAAAUGAAGAGACUUUGAUGGAUAUAAAUUACAAUCCACUAGAUAAACUUAUCAACGCGAAAAAAUACAUUGCUACGGAUAGGAUCAAAGAACUGUCGACACCAAAAGUCAGGGAAACUCCAAAAACGUUUGAUGUUAAAGCGGACGCAUUUUCAGUCAAUCCCAAUGCAUUAAAAGCUUGGUGUUCGCCGAGAAUAAAACGAUUGGCCAAACCGAUCAUAAGAGAUUAAAAACCAAACAACCAUACGAAUAUACAGCCAAUGUUUUUUCCUACUAUCUAAAAUAAUAAAUUACACACACACACAAGACUUUGUUGGUGUAGUACAAUAUAUUAUAUUUAUAUUGUCUUGCAAACGUAUUGCAACAAUCCGUAAAAUAAUGUUUUAAAAGUACAUACAGGUUGUAACAGAAAUAGUUGAUAACUGCAGUCAAAUAAUUAUUAUAUGUACUCGAUAACUUUUAAACUUAGCAAUUUAAAUUUUUUUAUAAUUUAGAAACAUUAUGAAUUCCUAUUAAUAAUUAUAUUUAAAAAUAAAAAUAAAUUAAUAAAAACAAAAGUGAUUACUCAGUUAGUAAAUUACAGUACAUAUAUGUUACUUCUCACACCCUGUACACACAUGGGUUAAAAAUGUAGUUAUUGCCUGAUUAUUGAUACCCGAU